UUCGGACUUUAUAAAAAAAGCCGAAAACGCGAUCUCUUGUCGGUGACUUUUUGGAUCGGUCACAUUCAGUAAAGCCCUAAAACAACGUUUACCGUUCAGACAAUUAAAGGAAACAUGCCUAGCGUGUAUGGCGUCGACCAUCGAACAUUGGCUGUAGGGACGAUAGCCCUAACAACAGGUGUCGCAGCGUUCUCAACUUAUAAAUGGCUGUCGGAGAGAAGAAGGCGUGCCGCCGACAACGUGUACGAAUCAGAAAAACUAUUAAACGAAUAUUUGGUGUUCCACUACGGAUCCCAGAAGGAAGUGUUGCGUUAUGACUUUGGUCCAGUUGACGCUCUUGACUUCCCCAUACGAUGUGCGGAUGUCUGUAUUAAACACACGAAUGGAUUGGAGUCCAGGAUCCCUUCUAGAGCAUUAGAUAUUGGGUGUGCUGUGGGCAGAUCAAGCUUUGAGCUGGCCAGGAAGUUUCAGGAAGUGAUUGGAAUAGACUACAGCCAGUCAUUUGUGGAUGCCUGUAUCUACAUGAAGGAUCUCAAGGAAAGAGUUUACUUUGUUCAAGAUGAAGGACAGCUUUCCACACCUCAUAUGGCUAAAGUAGCCGAUGAUAUUGACCGAUCCAGGACCAGCUUCCAGCAGGGCGAUGCCUGUAACCUUCCAACUGACCUUGGCCAGUUUGGAUGUGUGCUUGCUGCCAACUUGAUAUGUCGUCUUCAUCAACCUUUCAACUUCCUGCGUAGACUGAAGGAGCUGGUGGCACCUGGAGGAAUCUUAGUUAUUACUUCCCCUUAUAGCUGGUUGCAGGAGUUUACGGACAAGAGUCUGUGGUUGGGUGGCUAUAAGGACAAAGAUGAUAAUCCAGUCACAGGAUUCGAGACCCUCAAAAAAGAACUUGGACCCAACUUUGACCUGGUGGAGGCCAUGAACAUGCCGUUCUUUAUUAGGGAAACUGCUCGCAAAAACCAAUGGACUGUGGCUCAUUGUACGGUUUGGACGAGGAAAGCGAACUAGUCAGUCAAUCUCGUAAUAAUCAAAUAUGACAGAAAGAAAUGAUGUCUGUUGACGCUGAUGUUACAACCUUUUAGAUGUAAAUUUCCAAACGGCCAAUCCCAACAUAUCAUUAUCCCACAUGUGGUUUAGUCAUGAAGAUGAUGCAAUAUAUUUUGUUACUUAUAAGUCCCUCCAAUGAUGAUAUAUAUGAUCGUAAUUAAGAAAUGUUGUAUGCACAUAGGAUUUUCCAAUAAUUUAAUAUGACGGUGUUAUUUUGAUUGUGGUAGCAAUUUUGUUUUUGCAACAAAUGCACCAAAUUAUAACACUAACUUUGAGCGUCCUUAAAAACUUAUUCCUGCUGGUUUCGGGUAUUUUAAAGCCUGUUGAGUAAAAACAUGCUUUUCUUGGCAGUUUUUAAUUAGACAUGCUAAAUUAACUUAGUGUAAAACUGAGAAAAACUAUUAUGGCACUAAUCUUUUGAAUUUUAAUGAUAACAGUUUGUAUAUUUCAAAACAUAUGCACGGUAGUGGAAUUUUGGCAAAGAUCUACGGAACAUGAGUUAUACAUUUUAGAUGGUUGUAUUGGCACUGAUCUCAAGAUAUAGGAGAGUUAUACUGUAGUGUUUAUAAUCAGAAAAAAUCAUUAUUGUGUGCAAAAUGAAAGAGAAAGCUUAUUGUAGCUCACCGGGUUUAGGGUAACGUUUUGAACUGCUACGGUCUCUCCUUACCCAUUCACCCCUAAAGUCCCAUGUGAACAUUAGCAAAUCAAAGAUUGGGUGAGUCCAGUUUAGAUGUCUGGGGGUGAAGGAGGUAAGCAUGUAUCCCAAACACUUCCUGUUUGGCAUGUACUGUAUCUAUUUGUGGCCAAGGGGUGAUAUAAUGACAAUUGAAUAUUGUUAUUACAUGUGUUUGUAAUUUAUCAAAACUCUCUUUGAAGUUUUUUGGGUUAUUUUUUUUAAAUAUUUAUCUCCACAAUAAUAUGAAAACCCCAGAACUCUCCUGUGGCAUGUAUAAAAAUGUACAUCCAGGUGGGUCUAGGUGUGAUUUGGCCAUUAAAUGUUGAAUUUUGUAGGUUUUCUUUUUAAAAGUUUACUAUGUUUCGGACUAAAUUUACUUUAAAAUAAAACUUAAAACUUACUAAAAAAAACAUUGCAGGAUGAAAUGAUUUUUAACUCCCUAGGAAUGAAACCUAUGUUGAAAGGUCAAGAUGUAAAGUAAUGAUAAUUGAAUGAUGAAAUUAUUUGCAAUGUAACAACAUUUGUAUCAUGUUUUGGACUUAAAUUUCUUGCUGAAAAACUGACUGUCAGAAGUUUGUUUGGCUACUUUUUGAAUUGAUUCUAGUUCCACACACACCUGGUGAUUUAUACAGCAUUCAUUUUGAUUAAUUCACUUUUUCAAAUAAUCUGUUUUUCAAAUGAAAUGCAUCUUGAACUUCUUUUAAACAAAGUGCUUGGCUUACUGAACAUGUAUUUGAUUUAGAAGUAUAUCAUUGUGGUUAAUUGAGCAGUAAUGAAUUAGAAGUACCAGACUACCAGUACAUGCAAUAUAUACACACUGAAAUAUACAUGUGUUGUCAUUUUGCUAAGUGUUGCAGUUUUGAGAUUGUAGAGUCUGUAUUGAUUUUACCAACUUUGUGUAGUCACCUUAUUGCAAAGAUUACAGAAAUAACACUUUAUAUUUUUGUUUGUUGUACCUUAGAUUAUUGUUUCUCUAUGUGUGAACUAAAUGCUGGUGCCUUGUCCUAAUGUUAUACACUCUAAUGUACGUGUGUAUGUCCAGCUAUGAUGUUCCCUAAAAACAUCUAACGUACGUGUGUAUAUCCAGCUAUGAUGUUCCCUAAAACAUCUAACGUACGCGUGUAUGUCCAGCUAUGAUGUUCCCUAAAACAUCUAAUGUACGUGUGUAUGUCCAGCUUUGAUGCUCCC
Molecule: messenger RNA, 2911 nt
Organism: Mizuhopecten yessoensis (Yesso scallop)
Lineage: Eukaryota; Metazoa; Mollusca; Bivalvia; Pectinida; Pectinidae
Exons: 4
Coding region: 115-1008 (297 amino acids)
Molecular function (GO): S-adenosylmethionine-dependent methyltransferase activity
Source: RefSeq, a predicted model, not a curated record